AGCUGAGUGUGAAGGCCAUCACCAACCCUCAGUACCUGGACAAUGUGGGCAAUCCAGCUGUGAACGGGCUCUACGACCUGGCCCUGGGGCCGCCGGACUCCAGAGAAGUGUGUGCCACCUGCAUGCAGAACUUCAGCAACUGCCCCGGGCACUUCGGCCACAUAGAGCUGCCUCUGCCUGUCUACAACCCCCUGUUCUUUGAUAAAUUGUACCUUCUGAUCAGAGGGUCCUGUUUGAAUUGCCACAUGCUGACAUGUCCCCGAGCCGUGGUUCACCUGCUGCUGAGCCAGCUGAAGGUGCUGCAGAAAGGGCUGCUGCAUGCUGUCCAUGAGCUCGAAAUCAUCCUGAACAGGUUUAUAGAGCAGUGUGCAGAUGCAACAGGCUCAGAAAUUGAGGAGGAGUUGAAUCGCCACGUGCAGGAAAUGUUACAGAGCUCCCAGACCAGGGAUCGGUGCUCAAAUGUCAAAAAUGUGUGUGAGUGUAGAAAUCAACUGGUAUCAGAGUUCUGGAAAGCACACAUGGCUUCAAAGAAAUGCCCAAACUGCAAAUCCAGGAGAUCACUGGUGCGAAAGGAGCACAACAGCAAGCUGACAGUCACCUAUCCUUCCACAGUGUACCCUAAGUCAGGACAGGAAGGCAUUCUGGAUGAAACAGCAGGUAUUGAUGAAAGCCAGUUAGGGAAGAGAGGUUACCUGACACCAAUGACUGCCAAGGAAUACAUCCUGGCUCUGUGGAAGAAUGAAGGUUUCUUUCUGCGUUAUCUCUUCCCUGGGAUGGAUCCCCAUGAGAGUUCAGAAUUCAGUCCAGACAUGUUUUUUCUAGAUCUGCUUGUGGUUCCACCUUCAAGGUACCGUCCUGUGAAUCGCCUGGGAGAUCGCCUGUUCACCAACGGGCAGACUGUGAACCUGCAGGCUGUCAUGAAAGAUGCCCAGCUGAUCAGGAAGCUCUUGGUUUUCAUGGCCAAAGAACAGUGUCAGCCAAUAAAGAUCACAGAAGAAAUUCAAACAGAGACAGGAGAGGAUAGUGAACCUCUGGACCGUUCUGUGCUGACAACAAUUCCAGGACAGAGCAUUGCAGAUAAGCUGUACAACGCCUGGAUACGCCUCCAGAGCCAUGUCAACAUUGUGUUUGAUAGUGACAUGGACAAGCUGAUAACAGACAAAUACCCUGGGAUUCGUCAGCUGUUGGAGAAGAAGGAGGGGCUGUUCCGCAAGCACAUGAUGGGGAAGCGCGUGGAUUUCGCUGCCCGCUCCGUCAUCUGCCCCGACAUGUACAUUGGGACCAACGAGAUUGGCAUCCCCAUGGUGUUUGCCACCAAACUGACCUACCCUCAGCCAGUCACCCCCUGGAACGUCAAGGAGCUGAGGCAGGCUGUCAUCAAUGGCCCCAAGGUGCACCCUGGGGCCUCCAUGGUCAUCAACGAGGACGGCUCGCACACGGUGCUGAGCGCCACCAGCCUGAGCCAGCGCGAGGCCAUCGCCAAGCAGCUCCUCACCCCCUCCUCAGGGGCGCCCCAGGCAGGCCUGAAGAUUGUUAUCAUCAGAGAUGGGGAAUUGCUGUGUGGAGUCCUGGACAAAGCUCACUUUGGCAGCUCAGCCUACGGGCUGGUGCACUGCUGCUAUGAGAUCUAUGGGGGUGAAACCAGUGGGAAGGUGCUGACGUGUCUGGGGCGCCUCUUCACUGCUUACCUGCAGCUCUACAGGGGCUUCACCAUGGGGAUUGAAGAUAUUUUGGUUAAACGUGAUGCAGACCACAAAAGAAAAAAAAUCAUUGAAAGGUCAAGGCAGAGUGGUAUUGAAGCUGUUAGAGCUGCUCUUAAUUUGCCAGAAACAGCAUCAUGUGAGGAGGUGCAAGGGAAGUGGCAGGAUGCCCAUCUCUGCAAAGACCAGAGGGAUUUUAACAUGGUUGAUAUGAAAUUCAAGGAGGAAGUGAACAAUUACAACAAUGAAGUCAACAAGGUUUGCAUGCCCCUUGGUCUCCACAGGAGCUUUCCAGAGAACAAUUUGCAGUUGAUGGUACAGUCAGGAGCCAAAGGAUCCACUGUGAACACAAUGCAGAUUUCUUGUUUGCUGGGCCAGAUUGAGCUGGAAGGCCGAAGACCCCCACUGAUGGCAUCUGGCAAAUCACUGCCAUGUUUCCAGCCCUAUGACUUUUCCCCUAGCUCAGGAGGAUUUGUGACUGGCAGAUUUCUCACUGGUAUCAAACCUUCUGAAUUCUUCUUUCACUGCAUGGCUGGCAGGGAAGGUCUUGUGGACACAGCUGUCAAAACCAGCCGUUCUGGGUACCUGCAAAGGUGUAUCAUAAAACAUUUGGAAGGGCUGGUGGUUCAGUAUGACCUGACUGUACGAGACAGUGAUGGCAGCGUGGUGCAGUUUCUGUAUGGAGAAGAUGGGCUUGAUAUCCCUAAAACUCAGUUCUUACAGCCUGAGCAGUUCCCUUUCAUUGCAGAAAACUACGAGGUAAUCCAGAAGAGAAACCAUCUGGAUGAGGCUUUAGCAAGGAUGGAGUCUCACCAAGCUAACCAGCAGUUCAAAGCCAUCAAAAAGUGGCGAGCCAGACACCAAAACUCUGUGCAAAGAGAAGGAGGCUUUCUGUUGUUUUCCCAAAAGAAAUUGGCAAGUUUGAAAGCACAGCUUCCAGGAGGUGAAAUAAAGAAUGGAAGAGAUCCUGCUACUUUACAGUUGUUGAAGAUGUGGUAUGAGCUUGAUGAGAAGAAGCAAAGGAAGUACCUGAAGAAGACAAACAAGUGUCCUGACCCAAGCCUGGGGGUUUGGCGCCCAGAUACUUAUUUUGCAUCAGUUUCAGAAACAUUUGAGAAGGGAGUUGAAGGCUAUAUCAGUAAAUGGGAAUCUGAGAACAGCCGGAGCUACAUGCACACAGCACUUUCUUCUGCUAGAUUAAAGGAUCUGUUGUAUUUAAAGUGGCAGCGUUCUCUCUGUGACCCAGGAGAGGCUGUGGGGCUUCUUGCUGCUCAGAGCAUUGGGGAACCUUCAACACAGAUGACUCUGAACACCUUUCACUUUGCUGGCAGAGGUGAAAUGAAUGUCACACUGGGUAUUCCAAGGUUGAGGGAAAUACUGAUGGUGGCCAGCUCAAACAUUAAAACACCAAUGAUGAGUGUUCCUGUGCUGAAUACCAAGAAAGCUCUCAAAAAGGUGAAACACCUUAAGAAACUGCUCACAAGAGUGUGCUUGGCUGAGGUCCUGGAGAAGGUGGACAUUGAGGAGUCCCUGCAUGUGAAACACAAGCUGAACAAGCAUCGCCUCUACAAAAUCAGAUUCCAUUUCUUGCCCCAUGAAUGUUACCGGGAGGAGAAGUGUGUGAAGCCCAGGCAGAUCUUGCACUUCAUGGAAACAAGGUUUUUUAAAGUUCUUCUGGAAGCAAUUAAAAGGAAGACUACAAAGAUGGCAUCUUUUAAUGAAGUCAGCACUCGGAAGACAACUCGGAAGGAUUUAGAUGAUGAGCAAGACAAGACCCUGAACAAUCUGGAAGCUGUAGCAGAGGAAGAAGAGAACAUUGUUGAUGCAGAAGCUGAUGAAGGGGAUGGUGAUGCUACAGAAACAAAACGGAGGAAGAACCAGGAGGAGGAGGUUGAUUAUGAGAGUGAAGAAGAGAAUGGGGAAGAAAACGUGAAUGAGAAUCCAGAAGAUGAAGAGGCUGAAUCUGAAAAAGAAGAAGGGACUUCUGGUGCUGAAGAGGAUCAGAACAGAGCAGAGGGUGAAGAUUCUCAGCACCUUUCCUUUGUGUCUCAGGCUAAAAAAGGGAAAGAUCAGUUGCUGAAGUCAGCGGAGGUGCGAGUGAGCGCUGUUGUGGAGAGCCACCCGUCCAUACAGGAUUACACCUUCGACACUGAGAGUGAGCUUUGGUGUGAGGUUUCCCUGGCCCUGCCUCUGACCAAGGUGUACUUUGACGUGUCGUCGCUGCUGGCGGCGCUGGCGCGCAGCACGGUGAUCCACGAGGUGAAGGGCAUCGCGCGCUGCCUGCUCAAUGAGGGCACCAGCAAGGAGGGACACAAGGAGUUUGUUCUCCAGACAGAAGGGAUCAACCUGGCAGAGCUCUUCAAAUACUCUGAUAUUUUGGACCUGAACAGACUUUAUUGCAAUGAUAUCCAUUCCAUGGCUAAGAAUUAUGGAAUUGAAUCAGCCCUGAGGGUGAUUAUAAAGGAAAUAAAAGAUGUAUUUGCUGUAUAUGGAAUUGUGGUAGACCCUCGACACCUUUCACUUGUGGCAGACUACAUGUGUUUUGAAGGAAUUUACAAGCCACUGAAUCGCAUUGGAAUUCAGUCCAACUCCUCCCCUCUGCAGCAGAUGACAUUUGAAACCAGCUACAAAUUCUUGAAGGAUGCAACAAUGAUGGGUGCCCACGAUGAGCUGCGCUCCCCUUCGGCCUGCCUGGUGGUUGGGAAGGUUGUCAAAGGAGGGACUGGCUUGUUUGACCUCAAGCAGCCCCUGACAUAGAGCUCUGGUGGGAACUUCAGGAUCUGCUUGAAAUGUUCAUCAUGAGAACUGCAUGUGCUGUGUCUCCAGAUGCCUUCCCUGUGCCAACAGGUUUCUUUAUCUGGAUACCCAAUGAGCCUUAUCUAUUUAAUGAGCAUUUUGAUCCAAAGGAACGCUUAUUUACAGUUCAUCAAUGUAAAAAAAUUGAGGUUGUUUACAUAGAAAAGAAUGAAGUGCAGGAGUCAGUCUGGGUCUCAGGCUGUGCAGCUGUUCUGGCAGCAGAAGUGAAAGCAGAAUCUGUUUAUGGUGUCUGACUUGUGUGGGGCAGAAUCCCGUCAGGGUGGGCAGUGCCAGUGACCAUUGGUCAUUACCAUGACAGAUUUCCAGUGCUGGAAAUGACAUUCCAGACUGGCAGGUGGAGCUGGGCACUGCUGUGCUGAACCUCAGCACUGCAGUGGAGCUUUGUGCUUGAGGCAUUUCCUCUGCUUUUGCUGUCCUGGGGUGCACUGACAUGAGCUUGUUUAAACUUCAGAGGAUGCAUUUUCCUAUUCUGCUGCUUCAUUUAUUAAGAAGAAUGUGUCUGUGACACAGUUCUUAAACUUCUUUUAGCUGAAGAGUGGAAUUCAGAGUUUUCACAGUUUUUCCAAUGCUCUUUUAACUUCUUUGGGUAGAAUAGAUCUCACACAGUGAGAGAUUUGAUUUUUGCUAAAGAUUUAUUCCUUAAAUGCCAACAUGAGCUGCUGUAGAAGUGACUAUGUGAAAGACUCAUGUAAGAAUCACCAAAACAGAGAUUGUAAACUAUUUUUGCCUAAAUAUUCUGUAUCAAAAAGGAUAUUUAAUAAAAGAAAUUGCAAAGAAAUAUUCUGAAUG
Molecule: messenger RNA, 5306 nt
Organism: Zonotrichia albicollis (white-throated sparrow)
Lineage: Eukaryota; Metazoa; Chordata; Aves; Passeriformes; Passerellidae
Source: RefSeq, a predicted model, not a curated record